GGCGAAACGAUAAAUGCCAGCCAAUCAUGCCCCGCACAGAUAUCUCGUCCGUCGCUUUCUGUUACAAACAUCUGCCCCGUAUUUUGGUGAACAGGGGUUGGGUUAUCAAGCCCAAAUAGAGACAAGCGCAUGUGCAUUCACUUUCUGCAUCGCAUAUCUUGGCGGAUGCGGUGGGCACUGAGCAAUACACGCUCGACCAGAUUUCAUUUCCUCAUCAGUGAUUCGGGAUCGGUCUGGCUCAUAUUGGAGCAUCGAAGUCGCCCAAGCGGCCAGAGGAUGGCCUCCCUCAUGGUGUAUAAGUAUCUGCCUGGUCCAUACGGGAAUUUUCAGCUUCGACUAUUUUUCCUUUCCUUUUCAAACAAUCUGACUUCAUGAAGUCCAUCUAUUUGGCAACGGUACUCCUCGUUCUGGUCAGCGCAACCUUCGCUGCACCUAAUCCGAGAUAUAAUCCUACUACCCGUGAAAAACGGAGACGCGGGUCAUCAUCUUGGUCUGGCCGUCGUUCGCUACAGCCUCGAGACAGCUGCCCUGUGCCGGAGGAUGUUGCGGUUGUUGCCCCCAAGGCCAACCCGUUCGUUUCGCUCUCUCAAGACGAGAUAGACAGCGUGGCGAUGUGGCUACACGAUCCAGCUCAAGGUCUCAAUCUCACAAACACGUCAAGUGCGACCAUCUCCCUCAGCGAUAACUACAUCUGGCACGUGGAUGUGCUCAAGCCCAAUAAGUCGGAUGUCCUCUCAUAUCUCGAUGCCAGUGGUGUUGUGCCCAGAUACGCUCGCGUGACACUGAUCGAAGGUGGUCGCGAGGUGCCAAUCGUCGGAGAGUACUCAGUUGGGCCAUUGCCCAUCUCGAACAGUACUCGAAAGGAAGCUUUGGACAAUAUUUACAAUGGACCGAAUGGUGCAAAGCUGCUAUGGAGUGCAGGUCCCGUCGACUCGCUCCGACGUGCUGCCAUUGACAGCUUGAUGAACGCGACACUGGCUCCGAUCGCCGACCUGACUAAUGAUCUUCUUGAAAUGGCAUUCUACGGAUCCAGCGACUCUCGGUCUACCAUGAUAUAUUUCAUGCAGAGUCCUGCAUCCACCGAUGGCGAGAAGAGCGUCUUCUGGAGCCCUUUCAGAAGGAACGGGAUGGAGCCUUGGGACCAACCAUCCGAUCUGUACAUCCAGUUUGAUAUCACCGGUACUGAUGCCUCACAAUGGAGAUCAAUGAAAGUGGUCUACAACCUUGAGGUGUACGACUCCGUGCAGGCUUUCUAUAGUGCAUGGAAAGCUGGAAAUGUUACGAAGACCUCGCCGCCUGCGACCAACAUCGAGUUUCUAUACAAGAAUAAGACAGGGUCCACGCGCGAACUGGAGGAUCGCAUGGCGCCCACAGUUCUGUCUCUUGAUGGGAACAGGUUCAAGGUUGACAAAGAAGAGCAGUACAUUGAGUAUUUAGGUUGGACGUUCUACAUGCGCUUCGACUACGAUGUCGGUGUGCAGUUCUACGACAUCCGAUUCAGAGGCGAGCGCAUCAUGUACGAACUGUCACUACAAGACGCCAUAGCGCAAUAUGCCGGGAACAACCCAUUCCAGGCUGGCACAGCUUACAUGGACCGAUUCUACGGCAUUGGUGCUGCUUCUGUGCGACUUAUUCCAGGAUACGAUUGUCCGUAUCACGCAGCCUAUCUCAAUGGCUCGUACGCAACCACCAAUCAAGAGUCGUAUUCUCAAAUAAAUUCCAUCUGUAUCUUCGAGACUGACAUUGGCACGCCGAUUACACGUCAUAUGAACCCUGUCUGGAGCCAAGCAACCAAGGGCUCCAAACUUAUUGUUCGCAUGAUUGCCACGGUAGGCAACUAUGACUACCUCUGGGACUAUGGAUUUUACGUUGAUGGCACGAUUAGCGUGGAUGCUCAUGCCUCCGGCUACAUCCAAGCAAACUAUUACAGGCCAGACGACGAAGGUCGUUGGGGCCCUCGGGUCGCGGAGACGAUUGCGGGUACACUGCAUACUCACGUCAUGAACUUCAAGGCAGACUUCGAUCUUGUCGACGAGAAGAACUCACUUGUCAAGACCGAGAUCGUGGUGGAGAAUGUCACGCAGCCCUGGUUUGAUGAGUCCUUUGAGAUGAUGCGAUACAAUAUCAGCGACGUCGAGACCGAGGAUGAUGGCUUAAUGGACUUGCCUGCGAACGGGCAGACCAUGUUCACGGUCGUCAAUAAGGACCACACGAACAAGUGGGGCCAGCCUCGUGGGUACCGCAUCUUGCCCGGUUUGUCCAACGUCGUCCUCGCAUCUAAAAGCUCACCCUUUUUCCGCAAGAGCGGGCAGUUCGCUAAACAGCCCAUUGCUGUUUCUCGCCAGCAUGACUCAGAGCCUGCCUCUUCUGCAACCUUGAACCAAAACGUGCCAGAUGCACCCCUGGUCGAGUUCUGGAAAUUCUUCAACGGUGAGUCACUCGUGCAGGAGGAUUUGGUCGCUUGGGUCAAUCUGGGGAUGCAUCACUAUACCCGCAGUGAAGAUAUUCCCAACACUCUGAUGUCUGAGGCGCAUUCCAAUAUCUUCUUCGCACCGCAAAACUGGGGUGACACUGAACUCACCAAGGACCUGGCCAACUCUGUCAUGAUGUAUGCGGAGGGCGCGGACAACGAGAUCGUCAUUGAAACGAAUGGCGUUGAACCGCCUUCUUGCUUGAAUUUGGGUCCGGAAGACUCACUGCUUGGUGUUUUUACUGUGAGCGAGUAGGCACAAGAUUCACUGCAGGGGUAGCCAGGAUGGAUUGGGUUUACAUUCGCGCGGGCAUUCGUUCUCACUGGGAAGUAGAUCUCAGCCCAA
Molecule: messenger RNA, 2816 nt
Organism: Paraphaeosphaeria sporulosa
Lineage: Eukaryota; Fungi; Ascomycota; Dothideomycetes; Pleosporales; Didymosphaeriaceae
Product: copper amine oxidase
Exons: 2
Coding region: 372-2726 (784 amino acids)
Biological process (GO): amine metabolic process
Cellular component (GO): plasma membrane
Molecular function (GO): quinone binding; primary methylamine oxidase activity; copper ion binding
Source: RefSeq, a predicted model, not a curated record